AUGUUGCUACCCACUAGCUCCCAAACUGCACCCUCUCAACUCAGCUCCAGACAAGACCAAAACCCACAACUCUUUUCCAUGAUAAAGACCUGCUCAGAUCUAAUAACCAACCCAGGACAACCUACAUUGAUAAAGACCAUUGCCUCUGCUCAAAACCUCCUUGCCUCCAAAGGCUUUGUCAUCACAUUGGCUGCUCCCAUGAUCAAUACUCUCAUCUUGGCAUUGCUAGAGUUCACAAACACGGCAUCCACGCUAGAAAAACAUGUGGAAGGACCCCUGACACUUUUUGCGCAAAAGACCACAGUGCUUGGAGAAGUGGCAAACAGGAGCAUGGCUACAGCAGAAAUACUAUCAAGAGUUGUCAAGGAGGUAAGUUCCCAACUUGAUAACUCUACCGAGAUGCUAGAAAGCGCAAUUGCUAUGGCAAUCACGCACAUUAACUUGUCUAAUGGACUGGAAGGAGUGGAAGUAGGCAGCAAUUAG
Serpula lacrymans var. lacrymans S7.9 is the source of this 483-nucleotide messenger RNA. RefSeq lists its product as uncharacterized. The transcript has 2 exons. Bases 1 to 483 code for a protein of 160 amino acids. Lineage: Eukaryota; Fungi; Basidiomycota; Agaricomycetes; Boletales; Serpulaceae. The record is from RefSeq and is a predicted model, not a curated record.